GCAAUCUUGCCCCGUUGCUUUGCAUCUCCAUCCUUCUUCCCUCGACUUCUUCACCACCUCACCCACCUCACCCACUUCCCUUCCAACCAUCCACCACACCACCCCCUCCUCCACAACAUCUUCCAUGGACCUGCAGUAAUUCUUCUACUUCUCCUGCAGCACUUCUUCGCCUUGGAGCAAAUCGCAGCAGUCCUGCAUCCAAUCCACCCAGAAAUCAGACAGAAAUUACUACGAAGCAGUUCUCCUCUCCACCCCCCAUAAUAUCUUCGUCUCCCCUACCGCCCUCUUCCCCCUUUUAGCUUUUUGGGAAACGCGACUUGCAAUCCUCGACGACGACGAUAUUUUGCACAAUCCCAUCUGCCCUUCCAGCGAUCGAGUAGUGCUAGAUACGAGUUGCAUGUCCUCUUUUGGCAAUUAGCUAUUGUGAAUCCAAUCCCAGUAUUCUAUUACUGAACCUCCGACCAUGGACGCGAGAGUGAGUGUGGUGUUUUCUUGUUAUGGUCCCUCAACGGCCCGCUGCCAUUGACAUAUUUCAUAUUUUCUCGAGUGGGACCUCGCACAUUCCUCACUUACUCAAAACAACCACAUUUUCUCCCAAACAUCGCUUUGACAAGCUGGAAACUGACAUUUAAUCUCGCAGCCCCAACGAUUCCGUCCUCUUCGCCUUCCCGGCGACGAGAAUUCCGCUCCAUCCACCAAACAUCAAACCCUCCACCAACGCCACAAGUCCACUGGCACUCUCAACAGUAUGGCACCAGCAGGAGGUCUGAAGGCAGCUGCCAAACGAACCGCUUUUGGAGAUGUGAGCAACACGACGAAGAGCUUGAUCGUUCACGAUGAUUCUGUCAUUUACGGUAGAUCGAACAAGUCGGAUUUCGUCAAGCCCCUCUCGCACGCUGAGAAGCCGGCCGCGCUUCUUCGUCCUGCCCAAAGACCACUCAAUUCCGCCCCCAGCAAGACUCACCUCCCCGCCACGUCGGCUUCUCUUUCAACCACUGUCGCAACCAAAGUCCCCCUCGGAGAUUCCCAGUCCAUCAUGCCAGCUCCAAAGCGCACCUUGUCCAAGAAAGGCACCAAUAUCUACAAAGACAACGCACAAGACGCUCUUUUGAACGCACCAAUUGCCCCCCCUGCUGCCGUUCGCGCACCAGCUGCAGUCAACCAAGUUCUCGAGCCGCGACAACACAAGAGUCAGCCACAACUGAAGCAAGAGCAGCCAGUCCUCCGACGCACACAAAGCAAAUACUUGGACAACGCUGCAAGCUCUGUCGCCCCUCUUGUCCCUACUCAUCCAAUUUACGAAGACGCUAUCGAGGAGCAAGAAGUCAUCACUGAAGAGGCUUACGACACCUACCUCACCAUGGCUGAGUUGCAAGAAGAGAAUGUCAAGCUUCAAGAGGCCGCUCAAUCCAACGCUGACGAUGUCAAGCGUCCCAGCUCUGGUCCAAUUGAGCCUGAAGAGUACUGGGAGGAAGAUGAAGAAGAGGAGAUCUACGACGAACAAGGUUACACUACUGCACAUUCCUAUCGAUCUCGUGGAGACAACACUACUGGAGGUGCCACUACUGUUCUCUUCCCAAAGAUUACCAACAAAACCAAGAAAGAGCUUGAGGCUGCUGCAAUUCUUGUUGAGAGCACCCGAACUCAAGAGGAUAUUGAAGAUGAGGCUUGGGAUACUAGCAUGGUGGCUGCCUAUGGCGAUGAGAUUUUUGCAUACAUGAGAGAACUUGAGGUUAGUACCCCCGCUUCCACCGACUUCACUUUCAAGGCCGACGUGUUAGUCCCGCGUUGCGUCGGUCACGCAAUUCUAAUCAGGAGGCUGGGGAGGCUGGGAAUCGGCGCUUUUCCAUCUGUUUCGCCGACUUGUCGUCAUUCUCUUUGUUUAGCGAGCCGUCAACCUCGCCUAAUCAAUGACACUGCUAACAUACCAAUCUAGAUGAAGAUGCUUCCCAAUGCACACUACAUGGACAAUCAAGCAGAGAUCCAAUGGUCAAUGCGUUCCGUCUUGAUGGAUUGGUUGAUUCAGGUUCACCACCGCUUUUCUUUGCUCCCAGAAACUUUGUUCCUCACUGUCAACUACAUUGAUCGCUUCUUGUCAUGCAAGAUUGUCUCGCUUGGCAAACUUCAGCUUGUUGGUGCCACCGCCAUCUUUGUUGCCGCCAAGUACGAAGAGAUCAACUGCCCCUCUGUCAGCGAGAUUGUAUACAUGGUGGAUGGUGGAUAUACAGUCGAUGAAAUUCUCAAGGCUGAGAGAUUUAUGUUGAGUAUGCUUCAAUUUGAACUCGGCUGGCCUGGACCCAUGAGCUUCCUCCGACGCAUCAGCAAGGCGGAUGAUUACGAUUUGGAGACCCGAACAUUGGCCAAGUACUUCCUUGAGGUUACUAUCAUGGAUGAACGAUUUGUUGGAUGUCCUCCUAGCUACAUCGCAGCAGGUGCUCAUUGCUUUGCCCGUCUUUUGUUGAAGAAGGGAGAAUGGGUACGUUUCCUUCUUGUGAUUGUAUCACAAAACACUAACUUUCUAUAGACCCAUGCUCAUGUCUACUACUCUGGAUACACUUGGACUCAACUUCGACCCUUGGUAUGUAUGCUGGUUGAGUGCUGCCAACAUCCCCAAACUCAUCAUGCUGCCGUCUUUGACAAGUACUCUGAUCGUCGUUAUAAGAGAGCAUCCCUUUACGUUCGAACCGAAUUGCAAAGUGGUUUCGUCCUUCCACCAAUGCAUCUCCCAAAAUCUCGAACAUCACUCGCAUCAUCAAGUCCAUCUCUUGAAGAUGUCGCUAAACACAUGCCUUUCGAGACUCGUGAACCUUUCACCCAAUUGGUUCGAGUCAAGGCAUAGUUGAUCAAUCUGCCACGUCUCGACAUGAAAAAUACGACUUCGAUUCUCUGUAUAUUAUUGGAUCAGAUACGGUGAUAAUUCCUGAUAUGGUAUUUCCUACCGCACACAUCUGGAUCCUUUUCUACAUUCACAACCAAAAAUCCACAUUACAUUGCUGGGCCAUUCUGCCAUCGACAUUGCAUCUUUAUGGCGUACAUGGAUCCACACAUUUUUUUCACUUUUCCGCGCAACAUGGUGCACACCAUUUUCACCUGACCCAGACAAAAAACGCAACCAUCUGCUUCUAGCGUAACGAUGCCCCAUGAUAUGACGAGACCAACGAACAAAACAACCUCCAAGACGCUGCAACCAUUUCUCCGGCGGCGCGAUAAUAAGAAACAAUUGGGUUGGCGCGUGUAAUGCUUUGUUCUUUCUUUCUCUCGUCUUUUUAUUCUUCUUCCUUCUUCCUUCUGACACUGAAAUGGAUUGUAAUGGCUGUUGAAUGGUUCUUUUCGCUUCUUCUUCCUUUUUUCCUUCUUUUCCUUCAUUUCCUUUGUGUGCUUUUUCAUGUGGCUUUCUUAAGGAGGAAAUGCGAUUUGACAGACCCUAAAAAAAUGGCGUUUACGGAUGGAUGGAUGAGGGAUAUGGGGAUGGUUGUCAAGCAAGCAAUGGAUGAUGAGAGACUCUGCUGAUGUGACUUGACCUCACCUGGGAUUGCCCGGAUGUUAAUUUUUCCUUUUUCCCUCUCUACAGUAGUCUCCGUGCGUACUAUUUGAGUAUGUGGGGAUGAAUGAGGGGAUAGGUAGUACUUUGAUACCAAUGAGAAACUUUG
Messenger RNA from Hymenoscyphus albidus, 3650 nucleotides. The record is from the annotation of a GenBank genome assembly. NCBI's taxonomy places the organism in Eukaryota, Fungi, Ascomycota, Leotiomycetes, Helotiales, Helotiaceae.